Linum tenue is the source of this 701-nucleotide messenger RNA. The record is from the annotation of a GenBank genome assembly. NCBI's taxonomy places the organism in Eukaryota, Viridiplantae, Streptophyta, Magnoliopsida, Malpighiales, Linaceae.
UGAAGCUAGAGAUGUUGCGGUAGAUUAGAUCACUAGUUUCUUUGAUCCCUCAGCCCUACAGUACUCCAUUCCUCAGGGUAUCGAGAAAGAAUCCAUUAAUGGAUCCGAUGAGAAGCCAAGGAGGGAUUCAGAUGCUGCUCUCCGCGGAGCAGGAAGCACAACAGAUUGUGGCCGCUGCUAGAAACUUGAAGUUGUCGAGGUUGAAGCAAGCAAAAGACGAAGCAGAGAAGGAAGCCACGAGGUAUCGCUCGCAACUCCAAGCCGACUUCCAAAAAAAAGUAUCCGAGGGGAAUUCAGCUGCGACGGCAAAACAACUGGAGCAGGAAACGGUGAAGAAGAUUGAGAAGCUGAAGCAGUCAUCUUCCAAGGUGCAAUCUGAACUGGUUGACAUGCUUGUCAAAUUUGUUACCACUGUCAAGAAUUGAAAUUUCCCCCCUUCCUUUCUCUCUGAAUCCCCAAACAGCCACAAAUAUGACAUGGGACUGAAGUCGGAGGACAGUAAGCAGACAUCUAUAGCAAGCAAAGUUGAAGAGAAAUUGGGGGCAUGACCCUACUUCCAUUUGACUCUCUCGUAGAUUAAUAAUUCAGCUUGGUUUGGCGAAUUUGUACCUGAAAAUUCCACCAAUAUUGUUUGGGAUGCAUUUGAUUUUCUUUCAACCCAAUUCAUUUUUCUGCAAUUUGGAAUCGUUUUAUAUUCCGCC